Molecule: messenger RNA, 400 nt
Organism: Penaeus monodon (black tiger shrimp)
Lineage: Eukaryota; Metazoa; Arthropoda; Malacostraca; Decapoda; Penaeidae
Product: extensin-like
Exons: 1
Source: RefSeq, a predicted model, not a curated record
UCCACUACCACCAACUGGCCCCCCCAUUCCAACUUUUUACACCCCCCCACUGCCCCCUUGUCCGGCCUUACCCCCACCACUGGUUCCCCCAUUUCCACCAACUUACACGCACCAAAUAAACAUCAUUUUUACACUACCCCCCAAUUGGGGGCCCAUCCACUACCCAAAACCGGCUGCCCCAUCCCCCAAACUAGCACACCCCCACUGUCCAUUCCUACUACACCCAACUGGGGUCCACAUCCCAACUAUUGCCCAAUUUUGGCCCACCCAAAAUAAACAACCACUUGGGGGCAUCCAUCCCCAACUUACCCAACCCCAAACUGCUAAUAUACUUUUACAACCCCCCAACUGGGGCCCCCAUCUAAUUCCCCCAAACACCCCACUGCCUCAGCAAAAUUAG